Molecule: messenger RNA, 2256 nt
Organism: Trifolium pratense (red clover)
Lineage: Eukaryota; Viridiplantae; Streptophyta; Magnoliopsida; Fabales; Fabaceae
Product: D-lactate dehydrogenase [cytochrome], mitochondrial
Exons: 18
Coding region: 135-1847 (570 amino acids)
Biological process (GO): lactate catabolic process
Cellular component (GO): mitochondrion
Molecular function (GO): FAD binding; D-lactate dehydrogenase (NAD+) activity; D-lactate dehydrogenase (cytochrome) activity
Source: RefSeq, a predicted model, not a curated record
AUGCUAUAAAGCCAUAUUUGGAAAAGAAGUAGCCCGUCCCUUGAGAAAAAUUAUACUUGUUCGGUUAUUUUGCUACUUUCAUCUCCGUCUCUUUGUUGCAUAGAUUAUUAUUCAAUUCCCAGCAAAGCAAAGCAAUGUCAAAUUUCUUCAGCUCCUCCUCCUGGUUAUGGCUUUCUCGUUUCCGUUCUUCCAAAUACUUGUUACACCGCACUCUCCAUACCAUCACCGCCACACCUCGCAAUACCGCACCGACUUCAAAUCUCUUCAACUCACACAGAUCAACCAAUCCUUGGACCACAUGGUCAAUUCCUUUGGCUCUCGCUCUUUCUGCUGGAUCACUUUCUCUUCAACCUCAUUAUGAUAAUUCAUUCUCUGACUCCUUUGAUUCCGAUAACAGUGGGGUACGGAUUGGGGGCAAAGGUAGCACACAGUAUGUUGUUAAGGGAUCACAGAAAGAGUUCCCACAAGAGCUUCUCCAGGAGUUGAAAAUCAUCUGUGAGGAUAACAUAUCACUUGAUUAUGACGAAAGAUAUAUGCAUGGAAAACCACAAUACAGUUUUCAUCAGGCUGUCAAUAUCCCAGAUGUAAUUGUUUAUCCAAGAUCUGAGGAGGAGGUCUCCAAGAUUGUCAAAUCAUGCAACAAUCAUAAGAUUCCUAUUGUACCUUAUGGAGGAGCUACAUCAAUCGAGGGUCACACUUUAUCCCCCCAUGGAGGGGUUUGUAUUGACAUGUCAUCAAUGAAAAGAGUAAAAGCAUUGCAUGUUAAUGACAUGGAUGUGGUUGUUGAGCCUGGAAUUGGGUGGAUGGAGCUUAAUGAGUAUUUGGAACCUUAUGGCCUAUUUUUUCCACUUGAUCCAGGUCCUGGUGCAAGUAUUGGAGGGAUGUGUGCUACACGCUGCUCUGGUUCGUUAGCUGUGAGGUAUGGAACUAUGCGUGAUAACGUCAUCAGUCUCAAGGUAGUUCUUGCCAAUGGAGAUAUUGUGAAGACUGCAUCGCGGGCUAGGAAGAGUGCUGCAGGGUAUGACCUGACCCGCUUGAUGAUUGGGAGUGAAGGAACUCUUGGUGUCAUAACAGAAGUAACACUGCGGCUUCAGAAAAUUCCCCAGUUUUCAGUGGUUGCAAUGUGCAAUUUCCCUUCUGUGAAGGAUGCAGCAGAUGUUGCCAUUGCCACUAUGAUGUCUGGAAUACAGGUGUCAAGGGUAGAACUUUUGGAUGAAGUUCAAGUCAAAGCUAUUAAUAUUGCUAAUGGGAAGAAUUUUCCUGAAUCUCCAACUUUGAUGUUUGAAUUUAUAGGGACAGAGGCAUAUGCACGUGAACAAACCCAGAUUGUACGAAAAAUUGUUUCCGAGCACAAUGGCUCGGAUUUUGUAUUUGCAGAAGAACCUGAAGCCAAAAAAGAACUUUGGAAGGUAAGGAAGGAAGCACUCUGGGCUUGCUUUGCUAUGGAACCUAAUAAGGAGGCAAUGACUUCGGAUGUAUGUGUUCCUUUAUCUCGUCUAGCCGAUUUAAUUUCAAAGUCUAAAAAGGAGCUGGAUGCAUCACCACUGGUUUGCACAGUGAUUGCCCAUGCUGGCGAUGGUAAUUUCCACACAGUAAUUCUAUUUGAUCCCACGAAAGAAGAAGAACGGCAGGAAGCAGAGAGACUCAACAAUUUUAUGGUUCAUGCUGCCUUGUUGUUGGAAGGAACUUGUACUGGUGAACAUGGUGUUGGCACUGGAAAAAUGAAGUACCUUGAAAAAGAACUAGGAGUUGAAGCAUUGAGGACAAUGAAAAAAAUAAAAUCAGUCCUAGAUCCUAACAAUAUCAUGAAUCCAGGAAAGCUCAUCCCUCCCCAUGUUUGUUUGUAAAAGUGCUCCUCACUCCAAUAGCCAAGUCUGCAAUACAAUCUCCUCAAAUUUACAGAUUAAAGCCUUGCAGUUUCUAGCAUCAGGCCAUGUCUUUGGUUUUUGAAUUAGUUUUUUUCACUAAAUAAGGACAAAGUGUAUCCUUCGUUCAUUGAAAUGCUUUAGGCCAUUUCACAGUUUUUUGCCUCUCCUGUGUCCAAGAAAAUCUAUAUGAGAAGAUGUAAUGCUUAGUCUUGUAACAGUAUUUUUCAUGUUGUUAUGCCCUUUUUCAUUUACCUAUUCAAUAUUACUCUACCUAGGUUAAGUCAGUAAUUGUAGACAUUUUCGAUAUGUAGUCUUGUACUAUUUUAAGUUGUCAUAUACUUUGAAUAGGAUUGGGAGACAAAAUAAAAGAGUAAGGUUCUGUACACAA